This is a messenger RNA of Zea mays, 825 nucleotides long. Lineage: Eukaryota; Viridiplantae; Streptophyta; Magnoliopsida; Poales; Poaceae. The record is from RefSeq and is a predicted model, not a curated record.
GAAACAGUGCAGCCUUGCUGAUUUGACCGAGCUACGCGUAGCAGCGCCGAGCACCAAUGCCCAGCCACGCGCGUGCCCAAGCCAUGCCACUGCCACGCCAGAAUGCAGUAGCCCGAAACCACCGCCACUCAGUCAUUCGUCCAUCGUAAUGUCUACCAUUAAUGGAGCUCCAUGGCAUGCGUUUCUCUGGAUUUAUGGUGCAGCUAUGGCCACGGGACCGCGUGAAGUCUGCAGCCCCGACUCCUCUGCUUCCCCUCUCCUCUCCUAUAAAAGGCAGCAUCCCCUUCUGCACUCCCUCACAGCGUUCCUCCAACCUUCUUGUUAAUCUCUAUUCGUACGACCGCUCAUCGAAAUUUACCUCUGCUCGUCACAACUGUGCUGGUCCUCAUGCUAGCGACCCAUUUUGCCCCGCUACCAGAUCCCCACCGUUGCGUUGCAGUCGACGCCGUCAUAUAACACCGAUCGGAGCUGCCGACGCGGUUUGCCGCCGACGAGGACGCCCCGAAGCCGACACAGUGCUUCCGUCAACCUUCCUCCGUGCCGUCCUCUGUUCAUCGCCGUCGUUCGAGAGCUCCGAAGCUAAUUGUGUGGUAGAGGAUUCGAAUUUGAUUGAGGACAACCCACAGGACAUGCUUGAGCAAGAGGGUGAUGCUGGAGACUUUGAUGGAGAUUUCGACGAUGAGUUCUAAGUCUAAUGAUGUGCCGGUCAUCUUCCUGUGGGAGAUUGCCCAUGUUAUUUAAUUCCGCCUUACUUUGAUGUGAUACUUGUUAAAGAUACAAUGAUUCAGAUGAUGUAAUAAAGUAUUCUACUCUCUUUACGCCUUU